Molecule: messenger RNA, 1679 nt
Organism: Rosa chinensis
Lineage: Eukaryota; Viridiplantae; Streptophyta; Magnoliopsida; Rosales; Rosaceae
Product: E3 ubiquitin-protein ligase CCNB1IP1 homolog
Exons: 10
Coding region: 347-1258 (303 amino acids)
Biological process (GO): chiasma assembly
Source: RefSeq, a predicted model, not a curated record
CUGAUUCAAAUCAGAAGCUGUUCACCAUCUUCCAGAGCAAGAACUUUUCCCGCCAAAUUCACCCGCCAAAACGCCUAGGUUUUCUUCGGCUCGCUCUCUCUGCAUUUCCUCCUAGUUGCGCCGACCUCAUUUCUCCGAUCGGAAACGACGACACAAAGAAAAGCUUAGUGUACGAAUCGGUGCACAAUUCGAGAAGCGGCGAAGUUAGUGAACCGGAAAAUCAUAAUCAGCCGGUCUAGAUUUUGAUCAUCUGCGAGCUUUGGUCACUAGCAACGAAUUCGAAGCUUUGGCACCGAGUUUUGGUUGUGAUUCAGAUUUGCCAUGUCAUUAGAGAUUGAAGGUUGAAAUGAGAUGCAAUGCGUGUUGGCGUGAAUUGGAAGGCCGGGCCAUCUCAACAACCUGUGGCCACCUUCUCUGCACAGAGGAUGCUAACAAGAUCCUUAGCAAUGAUGGAGCAUGUCCCAUUUGUGAUCAAGUGCUCUCUAAGAGUCAUAUGAAAGUUGUGGAUGUCAAUCCAAAUGAUGAAUGGAUAAAUAUGGCCAUGACUGGAGUGUCUCCAGAUAUAUUAAUGAAGAGUGCACACAGAAGUGUCAUGUUCUAUAUUGGGCAAAAGGAAUUGAUAAUGCAGCGCAAGUUGAGCAUGGUAGCAGGUCAAUACCGGCAGAAAUGUGAAGCAAUGCAAGAAAAGUUCAUGGAGCAAUUGCAAAAGAUGCAGUCUCAGUGCCAGAAAUAUGCCAAGAAGUGCGAAAUGUUGGAGCAAGAAAAUGAGAGCUUGUCCAAGGAUAAGCAGGAGCUCCAGGAAAAAUAUUCAGAGAAAUCCAGACAGAAGAGAAAGUUGGAUGAAAUGUAUGAUCAAUUGAGGAGUGAGUACGAAUCAGUUAAACGAAAUGCCAUCCAACCUGCAACAAAUUUCUAUUCCAGAAAUGAACCUGAUCUUUUCUCAAACCAGGCUAACGUUAUGGAUCGCAGAGAGGCUGUUAGAAAAGAUUGGCGGGUCCUUACUCCUGAAACUCCAGGGCCAAAAGAGGAUAUAUGGCCAGCAAGACAGAAUAGUUCAAACUCGGGUGGUCCUUUUGAUGUCUCUAUCUCACCGGCAAAACAAGCUGCUAUGCCAGUCGAUGCUGUGAACAGAAGGCCUGGUGCUAACCCAAUGUUUGGAUCCGGAGCUAGCAACCCCUCAACGACUUUAAGGAACAUGUUAUUCUCCCCAAUAAAGAGGCCUCAGCUCUCCCGUCGUCCUCAGAUGUUCACGUUCUAGGCUUGAAGUUGAGGGUUUGCGGUUCACAGAAAGUCAUGCUAGAUGGUAUAUAAUAAUCCUACAAUCAUCAGUUCAUAAGAUUCCAAUGCUGCAACAGAAACAUUAAUCAGCUAUCCUGACAUCAUUUGCUAUAGAUUUUCUCCAACUUCAGUUGUGUGUUUUGGGCGAAGCAGCUUUAACAUGGUUUUGGGCACGGAAAUGGUGUCCCUGAUGAUGAUUCAUCUCCCCUUUUCUCCACAGAAACCCUUAUGUAAUUACCUUAACUGGCAGAUAUUAGUAGUACUGUCAGUACAUAGAGGUUGCAUUUUAUCACUCUCUAGAGACGAAUUACAUGAAAUACAAGAGCCUACUGACAUGCCAUUCGUGAAAGCAGAACUUUGAUAUAGCAUGUUGAUAUAAACUUUGGAUGUCUUCAAAGAAC